AUGCCUCUCCUUCUUAUGGGACCACUCCGCGAGUUCUGCCAACUUGUCAUGGCAGAACCAGCCAAGCUUUUGGAUUUGAAUUUCCUUGCCACUCAAUACCAUCAAAAGUUUAGACUAACUAUGGACCAAACUUACCUCAUGAAGAAUUUUACCAAUGCGCUGCCAAUUUCUUCAGUGAUUGUUUACUUGUUCAUUGUUUUUGUUUUGCCAAAAUUGUUGCCAGUCCCAGCUAAGGAUGCAAAGAGACCAAUCUUGAAGAUGGUCAUGUUCUUGUGGAAUUUAUUCUUGAGUGUUUUGAGUUUGGCCAUGUUGUUGGGUGCUUCUGUUCCAUGGUUUACUUAUUUGAAGAAUGAUUACGCUUGGGAUUUACCAGGUUUGAUUUGUGAAGAGAAGCACGUGUUAGGUCCUGAAGAAGGUCUCCCACACAUUGUUUGGGCCUACAUUUUCGCUCUUUCCAAGUACUUGGAACUCUUUGAUACUGUCUUGUUGGUUAUCAAGCACCCAGAUCGUAAGGUUCCAUUCUUGCACUGGUUCCACCAUUUGACUGUUUUGCUCUUCACUUGGUAUGCUGUCUACACUCAAUAUGCUGUCGGAUACUGCUUUAUUAUUAUGAACUCUUUGAUUCACACCUUUAUGUACUACUAUUAUGCAUUGACUGAAUUGGGUUAUAGACCAAGUUGGAACUUUUUGUUGACCAUCGGUCAAAUUACUCAAAUGAUUUUGGGUAUUGUUUUCAAUUCCAUCUUUGCUUACAAGUUCUUCAAGAAUAGAGAUGCUGGUGUGCCUGCAGAGAAGAAUUGUCGUUGUGAUGCUCCAUACGAAAUUAUGUUGAGCUGUGUUGCCAUGUAUGGUGCUUAUUUGUACUUGUUUGUUGACUUCUUUGUUAGAAAAUACUUUGGUGCUCCAGCUGCCACUUCUGGAAAGAAGAAGAAUGAGUAA
Naegleria fowleri is the source of this 939-nucleotide messenger RNA. RefSeq lists its product as uncharacterized. Gene Ontology annotation, biological process: fatty acid elongation, monounsaturated fatty acid; fatty acid elongation, saturated fatty acid; very long-chain fatty acid biosynthetic process. Gene Ontology annotation, cellular component: endoplasmic reticulum membrane. The record is from RefSeq and is a predicted model, not a curated record. The transcript is spliced from 2 exons. The coding region runs from base 1 to 939 and encodes 312 amino acids. Gene Ontology annotation, molecular function: fatty acid elongase activity. Lineage: Eukaryota; Heterolobosea; Eutetramitea; Acrasida; Naegleriidae.